AUGGACAGCCAGGUCCAAAAACUAGUCGACAAGGCAUGGAACAAGUAUCAACAACUUGCUCCCAACCAAAGACUCCUAAUUGGUGUCGGAGGCAUCCCCGGAUCCGGCAAAACAACACUCUCACAAAUCGUCUCUCAGAGACUCAAUGAAUACGCCGCCAAGAACUCACCAGACUCUCCUCCCCCAGCAACAUACGUCCCCAUGGAUGGCUUCCACUUCACGCGAGCCGCACUCUCCGCCAUGCCCGAUCCCUCGAAUGCUCAUGCUCGUCGCGGCGCAGCCUUCACCUUCGACGCUGCCAAGUUCCUCGCUCUCAUCCAACGGCUCAGAGAACCGAUAUCAUCAGCGCCCAUUCUGGCGCCAUCAUUCGAUCACUCUGUCAAAGACCCCAAGGAGGAGGACAUAGCUGUGCUACCGUCGCAUAAAAUCGUCAUAUUAGAAGGCAACUAUCUUGCCUUGGAUAAGGAUGUCUGGCGGGAUGCGGCAGCGCUGUUUGAUGAGUUGUGGUUUGUUGAAGUGGACUUUGAGGUUGCGCGGAGGAGAUUGAGAGAGAGACAUGUUCGCGCAGGGAUUGUCAAGACGAUAGAAGAGGGCGAUAGGAGAGCGACGGAGAAUGAUCUUGUAAACGGGGAGGAGAUCAUGACACAUCGGUUGAAGAUACAUGAGGUUGUGCAUAGCAGGGAAGACGGGUCAUGGGUCCAUGACUGA
This is a messenger RNA of Pochonia chlamydosporia 170, 708 nucleotides long. RefSeq names its product Aim12p-like protein. Bases 1 to 708 code for a protein of 235 amino acids. The transcript is spliced from 3 exons. The record is from RefSeq and is a predicted model, not a curated record. Lineage: Eukaryota; Fungi; Ascomycota; Sordariomycetes; Hypocreales; Clavicipitaceae. Gene Ontology annotation, cellular component: cytoplasm. Gene Ontology annotation, molecular function: ATP binding; kinase activity.